UAUUUUUACUUCAGCGUGUAUAUUUGUAUUUUCGCGACAUAAAAUCUUUACAAUGAUCUUUACAACAUUGGUAGGUUGCUUGAUAGCAGUUGUGAGUUCUGAAGAGUGUUGGAGACAAAGGGAUGUUUUGUUGUGCGAUGAUAACAUGCCGAAUGAGGUUCAGGCUGGAAUCACUAUUGUUAAGAUCUUCAACGUGGAUUUAAACGCUUACCUACAGACAGAUAUAUUUCAACACAGGUCAUGGAGAACUGUGGAACACCUCGUACUUAAACCUGAUAUGGACAGCAGUGGCGGUAACUCUUUAGAUGUUGAAACUCGACCAUCGUUUGUACUGCCCUCAACAUUUUCCGACUAUUUGUACAACUUAGUUGAACUCUCGGUGACGAGUGAAAACCUUAUCGGACUUCAUAAAGGGGCGUUCCAUAAUCUGACAAAGCUUGAAGUUCUUGACUUUGCUGGCAACGUUGGAAUAACGCUGACAAAUUUUACAGCAGCAUUGCUUGGAAAUAACAUGGACAAUUUGAAAAUACUUAACAUAUCACAGAUAUCCGUACGGUCACCGUUAAUCAGAACGUUUGGGGGUGAGUUUUUCGAUUGCUUUCGCAGCAGCCACUUGGAGGAGCUAGAUUUGAGCAAAACAGACAGUUUAAUGAUUCCGGGUGAAAUUGCCGAUGCGCUCCCGUUUCUGAAAAGUAUAAAUCUUGGAGACAGUGGAUACCUUGCUGCCAAUUUCAUGGCGGCUAUGUACUUAAAUCCAAACGGACGUUCAUUCAAAUUUCUAAGAAAACUUAACAUUAACAAUGCAUUAUUCCCUGACUCAUUAACAGACGCGAAGUUGCUACUUCCAGCAGACAGUGAUAUAUCGGCGACCGCGCAACUCAAUCUCACACACUUGUGGGCUCGUAACUGUGUGUUGGACGAAUUUGAGUCCAUUCCGUUUGCCGUUUCGUUGGAAAAUAGAGCAAUACUUUACAUGAAGUAUGAAGCUACAAACAUCAGCCGACCUAUAGUUGCCUUGCCUGUAGACAGUAUGGGUGCUAUACCUUUGAAGGUCCUAGAUAUUUCGCAAAACGGAAUUAUAUCUAUGGACUUGAACUUAACUGCAAUGUCAAGGUACAUGGAAGACAUUGAUCUUUCAAAUAACAAGCUAUAUUUAAUGGAUACUAGCAAAAUAAAACAUAUUUUCAAAAACACCCCCAACAUUUACAGAAUCAAUCUUUCAAAUAACCGUUUAUCGAAACUACCUGAUGACAUAUUCAGUACAAAUACUAAUUUGGAAUAUUUGGAUUUAUCUCACAAUAGACUUUCUACAUUAGAUUUUAAAUUUUCUCAUCUUAUAAAAUUGAAAGUUUUGAAUGUUAGUUUUAACGAAAUCCAUUACUUUGAACACAAUAUGCUUUCAAGAUUAUAUUUUUAUCGACAAUCAGUUUUAUUGUAUAGUGAAGAAUUUUCAAUGCAGUUGAGUGGAAAUCCUUUUGUAUGUUCUUGCGAAUCAAAAGAAUUCCUCAGAUGGAUACUUGAUCCAGGCUUUUCAAACUACAUACAACCUCAAAACUUUAAAUGCCUUCAAAGCCAAUCUCAAACUUCCAUUAGUAUUGACGAAAAUGCUUCAGCAGAUGCGGAGUUUGAAUGCAAAUUGACAUUGAUCAUUGGUGUAUGUUCUGCAGUGUCAGGAACACUUAUCAUUAUCUUAGGCAUUGCAACAUUACUGAUGUGUAGACGGUACCGUUCAAAGCGAAAAGAAAGAAAGCUCGCUCUCUUUAUUGCUAAAAGAAAUGAUAGGACAGCUGAUGAACAAACUCCGAUAUUUCUAUCAUAUUGCAGUGAAAAUGAUGAUUUCGUUUCAAAUGUAAUAUAUCCAACUUUGAACAGUUCUCUACAGAAGAUUCUUAAAACUGAUAAAACAUGUAUUGCUACUGGAGAUCUCGAUUUUCGGCCCGGCAUCCACGUAGCUGAGGAAAUUGUUACGUGCAUUUCAAAUUGCUCUGUCCUAGUAGCAUGUGUGUCAAAAGCCUUCUGUAAAAAGACAUGGUGUAAAAAUGAAGUGUUUACAGCUAUUCACGAACAAAGACCUGUGGUACUCAUUUUACUAGAGGAGGUAGAACUGUCAUUGAUGCCUAAGGUUUUGAGAAAGCAUUUUUUGACCACAACACGUGUUACAUGGACUAGACACGAUAUAACGCCAAAACCCGACGUACAAACCAUUUGUCGAGGAAUCGUACAAUUGAUGGCGAAAGAACAAGACGACAGCAACGUUAUCGUGGGUAACAAUGGAUGUUUAAUGUCAGAAGACGGACAUCCGUCUGGAUAUCACAACGAGAAUGCAGAGACAAUUCUGUAAAUUGUAUUAACUUGCUCUUCAAUCUCAAACUAUGACCGUUGAUAUUGUUAUAGCAUUGGUGUUUUGAACUGUAAAUACAAUACAUAAAUAGUAAAACUAUCAUUCUUGUAUAUCAUGUAAUCUCCCACUUAAUUCACUCAACGAAUCUGGUCUGACACUUUAAACUUGUCACAUGACACCGUAGGAAACAAUUGGGAAACUUAUACUUCAAAAACGGCUGUGUUUUAAUGCUUUGAUUUAAAUACAUGUAGUGUAUUGUUUAAGUUUGUUUUCUAUUAGCCUAGAUUUGUAUGAUUAUUGAUUGUUGAUAACAAAAUGUUAAA
Mya arenaria is the source of this 2664-nucleotide messenger RNA. Its product is annotated as toll-like receptor 4. The record is from RefSeq and is a predicted model, not a curated record. The coding region runs from base 53 to 2341 and encodes 762 amino acids. The transcript has a single exon. Lineage: Eukaryota; Metazoa; Mollusca; Bivalvia; Myida; Myidae. Gene Ontology annotation, biological process: signal transduction. Gene Ontology annotation, molecular function: protein binding.